This is a messenger RNA of Linum trigynum, 1806 nucleotides long. The record is from the annotation of a GenBank genome assembly. Lineage: Eukaryota; Viridiplantae; Streptophyta; Magnoliopsida; Malpighiales; Linaceae.
AUGCUCUCAACUGGUGUGAACGAAAACUCUACGCCGGCACCAGCGCUUUUCCCCUCUGGACGCCCGCCGGACCCGGAGACGUCUCAAACGUUGCCUGGGGAUAAUCUCUCGCCCUCCAAAAGUACUUCGACGACAGCCCCGAUGGAGAUGCUGGUCGAUUCCACCGGCACUCUCAACCUGCAGACGAUUUCACAAUCCGGGACAGACCCCUCCAACGUCACCUCUACAGGUGAACAGCCUAGCCGGAUGGCGACAAAUGAUGCUCAGCUUCCUGUUACGACCCAGAUGGCUCCACCCGCUGCUAACGCCUCGACGACACACGCCCAGAUCUUUUCCUAUGCCAAGGCGGUAACUGGUGGGACAUCGCUGAAUUCGGCUCAUCCUUCGAACACCCAAUGGACACCGGUAGGGGAGCACGACCUAAUUCCUGGAGAACGAAAUGGUGAGCCAGCACUCAGAGUCUCGACUGAUUUCAAAAAUAGGCUGUGCGCUCCCUGGCACCGUACUCUUGUGGUCAGGCUUUUAGGAAUCAAGGUUGGUUUCAAUACCAUCUGCUCUCGGCUACGUGCUCAAUGGCGACCUACCGGAACAAUGGAGGUCCGAGAUUUGGAUGAGGAUUGCUAUCUGGUUAAGCUGAACAAUGAUCAGGACUACUUCAAAGCCCUUACCGAUGGACCUUGGGUGAUUUUUGAUCACUACCUUGUUGUGCAACAAUGGACUCCAAAAUUCAAGUUGUCGGACCCACUCCCAAAGACGAUGAUUGUGUGGGUCCAGUUGCCGGCCCUGAAAAUCCAUUUCUAUCAUAAAGAAGUGCUUACGUCGUUGGGCAACUUGAUCGGAAGGACGAUCAAGCUCGACUAUCAUACGCUUACUCAACAGCGAGCAAAGUUUGCCAGGCUCGCGGUGGAGGUUGAUCUUUCCAAGCCUCUGGUUCCAAGGAUUUGGCUGGAUGAUGAUUGGCAAAAGGUUGAAUAUGAGAAUCUUCCCACCGUGUGUUUCGAGUGUGGCAAGAUCGGCCACCAGUCUACCGACUGCCCUCUGCUCCGGCCAAGCUCUUUGAUGGCGAUCGUGACCGCCGGCGGCGGAGAUACCCAACUGGCUCCGACGGAGGAGACGUCGGAGACUAAACAGGGAUUCGGCCCCUGGAUGCUAGUCUCACGCAAAUCCCGGCGGAAUUCAAGGGAGAAUCAAGGAAAAGGAAAAUCGGAGAAGGAAUCAGGGAACCACGGUCAAGGAAAAUCAAAUAGAAAUGGAAAGGGAGUGAGCAAGUUGAAGGAAACUAAUGAUCGCUUACCCAUUUUGUCUCAACAGACUCCUCCUCUGACGCAACGGUCGCCAGGCCAUGAAAGGAAAGAGCACGGCGCCAAGCUUGGGGGUGGGGAAAAGAGAAAUGGAAAGGCGAUAAUGAGAGAGGAGACGACCUCAUCAGAAAAGGCCCUACUUGGGUCGGGCCCAACUCGGAACAGCUCUGUGAAACAAGGGCCAAAGCCCAUGCUUGCUGCUGAUAAUGCUUCAACGUCCAAAACUCUUGCUAGGGAGACGAGGGUUUCAACACAUGGCCAGCCCGAUCAAGCUCAUUUGAAUGGGCCCAAGCCUAUUCUCCAUGCCCAGCAUCGACCUUCUCACCUCCACCAAUUUCCUACUUUGUGGGCCCAAACGGGACCAAUUUGCAGGUGGUGGAAGUUACUCCCCCCGCUACCUCGUCGCACAGGAAGAACGAGUCUCACCCUCCCUCGACGAUGGCUAGAACGAAAGGAAGCAAAACCAAUUCGGGCCGCUCGAAGAAGGGAUCUCCGACCAAGCUGA